Messenger RNA from Staurois parvus, 331 nucleotides. The record is from the annotation of a GenBank genome assembly. NCBI's taxonomy places the organism in Eukaryota, Metazoa, Chordata, Amphibia, Anura, Ranidae.
GCGGGCAUUCUGACACUGGGGGGAACUGAUUUGGUGUCACUGACAUCCCCACUGACACCAAUACAGUGUUCAGUGCUAAUAAAAAGAACUGACACUGUACUAAUGGCACUAGACAGGAAGGGGUUAACAUGUGGGGCAAUCAAAGGGUUAACUGUGUGCUGUUUUACUGUGUCUGUGUUUUGCUGUAAGCACACUGCUUUGUAUGGCUCUGCUAUGCAGAGCCAUACAAAGCAGUGUGCAGGAGCUGACGGGAGAGAUCUGUAUUGUUUACACACAGGUCUCUUCGCAGUCGGAGAUACUUGGCUAUCACUGGGUGCUGGUGAGUAAUCAU